Adineta steineri is the source of this 744-nucleotide messenger RNA. Lineage: Eukaryota; Metazoa; Rotifera; Eurotatoria; Adinetida; Adinetidae. The record is from the annotation of a GenBank genome assembly.
AUGAACAUCGAUGAUAAACCAGACAUUUUACUUGCACGUCGUUCCUUAUUAAACAACUGUCAAUCGUUUCGUAUUCAUCCUAUUUCCGACGUAUUUGAUCCUAAACAAAACUACGUUGGCUUGGUUAGUUAUUCGACUGGUGAUAUUUAUAUAAAACAAUCCGAUUGGAUUUUGAAGAAUAUACCGCAAAGAAGACGGCGACAACGUCCUGGUAUAUAUCUUCAUGGUCGCCUGUAUUAUUUUAUUUACAGACAUUGGCAAGUACGAGAUGCAGUAUUUAUUGGAGGUGGAUUUUCAUAUCUCAAUGGAAUCUGGAAUUUUAUUUCUAGAACACUCAAUGCAAUGAACGACAGUGGACGAUUAAUUAAAUUUGAAGAAACAGUCUUACAACUAUUAAUUGAUACCCUAUAUAUUGAUCAUUAUUGGCUAGCAAUGCCUCCCGAUCAUCGUAUUGAUUGUAAAAGUUUGGCCAAAAUGGAACGUAACAAAACAUACAUUUCUUGCGCUCAUCCUUCGAACGUUAAUGUCAAUAGAAAACUUCAUGGCACUGUAAAAGAGUUAAAUGGUAAAAGCCCUCGUAUUGUAGUGAUCGAAUGUAUUGGUUUCGAUAGAGAUUUUUAUAUUCAUUCUACAGCCGUAUUAAACAACCGCUCACUUCUAUAUUCUGGUAAACAUGUUGAAUUUGAUAUUACAGAAACGGAUCAAGGAUGGAAAGCGGACAACGUAACUGCCGUUUGGCCUUAG